AUGGAGAGCUCUUCCACGGACGCGCACUCACAUCCGCAUGUACAAGAAGAAGCAGAAGCAGAAGUACAAUCGCAAGUGCAAGCGCCUGCUAGCGAGGGUGUGGAUUUUGCUCACAACCACAACCAAACUCAGGAUAAUCGCAAUCACCUUUUGCAGCAAUACCAUGUCAACUACGCCAAUUACAUCUCCAAUAAUCACUCGACAUCCACCACUCCAAGUCCGAAUGAUCUGCGCAAUGCUCUUGCUGAAAAUAUUUCAAACAUGAAUGCACAGCCAAAUAGACGGUACAGUGCAAACAAUUUAGAUUUUGACUAUAAAUUAGCAUCUCCCGCAUUACAUCAUCAUCAUCAUCAUUAUCACCAACAGCAACAACAGCAGCAGCAACAACAACAACAACAACAACAACUGAGAGUACCUAAUUCUUCAUCGCUCCAACAAAAUAGCCAACUUUGGAAUGUCAACACAGCAGCUAUAUCUCCAAAUAGAGAAGCAAUUGAUCCUCCAAGUGCGACCGGCCCUCUACCAUUGGCACCACCACAGCCACCACUUCACGUACUGCAUGCACCGCCUCCAGCAAUGUCAGCACUUCAAAACCAACAACAACACCAAAGGGGGUACUCGUUUGAUUUAGGUACAUUAUGGACGUCUCCCAAAAUGAGCAAUACUGUUGAUACAGCACAGGCUGCGAAUCAAUUAUGGGCUUCUACUACCAACAAGAAGCAACAGGCACCAAUUCAAAAGCCUAAUCAAAUUCAACAACAACAACAACAACAACAACAUCUUAAUCAUCAUUAUCAAAAAGAGCAACAGUUUUUAUUUUCAGGGCGUCCAUCUUUUGAUUCCUCUACUCUUCCGCAGAAAAAUUAUUGUCCAAUGCCGUAUGGGGGCCCUGUUUUAUCAUCUUCUUCUACAAUACCACCAACCCCUUCCAGUAAGAUUUUGUCAAAACAUGGAACGUACUCCUCCUUAUCUUCUCCGUUUGGACACCGUUCUGCAUCAUUUGGUGGGUUCACGCCUCCUCCCAAGGUUGCAGAAAAUACGGUAUCUGGUGUUGCUGGCGCCAACGCGGCUAUUAGUUCGGCGCCCAUAAAAGUUUAUGAACCGGUAACCAAUGAGAUAUAUGCGUCUCCUCCAGAUGUCUUUGGCGACCUGAGAAGACAUUCCUAUGCUGACGGUAUGUUUAUGGGUAGAGGGAGCAAUAUUGGUGGUGUUUUGAAUCAGAAUGAGUAUCUCUCAGCAAAUCCAAACCCAAACCCAAACUCAAGUCCAAAUCCAAAUCCAAAUCCAAAUUCUUCUCUUGGUGAUGUAAGCACUGCAAAGUUAGUUGAUGAAUACUUUGAACAGGACCCGCACGAACGUGUGAAAGUUACCAUGCAACUACUCAAUGAUCGUUUUUUUGAUGAUGAAAAAUUUUUGAGCGAGGCAUAUCAGUUGCCGAAAUUUCCUAUUGAAUCUUCGUUGCGAAACUUUCAGUUGGUCUUGGUUGGGUUCAAAGCCGGACGAAUUGAUGUGUUUUACUUGCAAACAGUAAUGCCUGAUGGAGGUGCCAACUUGUUGAAUAUUAAAUUGGGAGACUUGGUGAUUGUUGAAGCUGAUCGUGGACGCGAUUUGGGGAAGGUUUUUAAGAUGAAUGUUUCCAUCGACGAAGCAAGAUUGUUGAAGUUAUUACAAUUUCAAGAACAACAAGCUGCAUUGAAUGAACAUGUGGAGAAUAAUGUUUUUGAAGAAUUGGUGACACCAAGGACUACUAGUCACGAACCACGAAACCAAUCCCAAAACCAGUCGCAGAACCAAUCACAGAACCAAUCGCAGAACCAAUCACAACAACAAACUCCUUCAUUCCUCUCACAUCUGCAAAGUGCAUCCAUUGCACCACCAACUUUACAAUUUCCCAAAUCAAUUGUUGGGUUGGCUCAACCUAAUGAGAUUUUUCAAAUCUUGAACAAGAAGCAAGACGAAGAAAAGGCAUGUAGAUUGUGUUUGGCCAAGAUUGCAAAUUCCACCAGCGGUUGUCUUAUGAGCGGUGCACCCAUCUCACCAACAACUCAAGAUUUAUUACAGAUGAAGUUGAUUGAUGCUGAGUACCAGUUUGAUCGCAAAAAGUUGAUCUUCUAUUACUCUACCUCUAAGCGGAUCGAUUUUAGAGAUCUUGUGCGAGAGUUGUUUAGAAUUUACAAGACAAGAAUAUGGAUGUGUGCAGUUAUCGGUAUUCCAUAUCAGACAACCAUGGCAUCAGCAGCAGCAGCAAAUGUCAGACUCUCCAGCAGCCCUUUGGCUGCUACUGGUUCAGAGUCGGAAAUGGGAUUUUGCAAGGGAAACGCAACAGAACAAGUACAAGUACAAGUACAUUCCCAAACACAAGCAAAUGCAAAUAAACACGAUAAACUGUUUGUACAAGCCAAUUGGAAUCAUCAACAACAUCAGCAGCAGAACCACAAGAGUCAACAACAGCUUAUGCAAAACACAUUCGGGUUUGAUUUAGAAAGGAGAAAAAGUAUGCAACAACAACAUCCUAAUUAUGGAACUAACUCUCACCAAAUACUAUACCCAGGGCACCAAUGGGCCCAGCUACAAUCGAGGCAACAACUGCAGCAACAGCAACAACUGCAGCAACGGCAACAACUGCAGCAACGGCAACAACUGCAGCAACAAGAACAACAGCCUUAUAUUCAACCCAACUUGAAUUCUCAAAAUAUGCUUUCGUCAAGGAUGGAGAAUUAUUCUAAAAACUUCAGUGAGCUCAAGCAACAACUGCAACAGAACCUAAAACAAAAACAAGUUAUUUGGGGUAAGAAUAAUCAGCAGAAACUGGACUCUUUAGCAGAUGCCAAUCCAGUACACCAACAAGCACAACAACAAGUUCGUGAGCAGUUAUUGCACAGAAGAAAGGCGUUAGUGCAUGACCAAUUGUCAAAUGGAGGUGACAACACUGCUGCAUUUUCUUCAUGUGGUGCUGCUGACACUGAUGAGAAAUGUGGCUCUGACACGCCUACCAAUAAUCUGCAGAACUGCUCCGAUGAAAGGUUGGUGUUAAAGAGUUUGGUUGACUCAAUGAAUCAUUAA
Messenger RNA from Lodderomyces elongisporus, 3063 nucleotides. RefSeq lists its product as uncharacterized. The transcript has a single exon. The record is from RefSeq and is a predicted model, not a curated record. Gene Ontology annotation, cellular component: cytoplasm. Lineage: Eukaryota; Fungi; Ascomycota; Pichiomycetes; Serinales; Debaryomycetaceae. Bases 1 to 3063 code for a protein of 1020 amino acids.